Messenger RNA from Rhodofomes roseus, 2524 nucleotides. Its product is annotated as RNA polymerase I-specific transcription initiation factor RRN3. The transcript has 6 exons. NCBI's taxonomy places the organism in Eukaryota, Fungi, Basidiomycota, Agaricomycetes, Polyporales, Fomitopsidaceae. Bases 48 to 2390 code for a protein of 780 amino acids. Gene Ontology annotation, molecular function: RNA polymerase I core binding; RNA polymerase I general transcription initiation factor activity. Gene Ontology annotation, cellular component: nucleus. Gene Ontology annotation, biological process: transcription initiation at RNA polymerase I promoter. The record is from RefSeq and is a predicted model, not a curated record.
ACAGGCAGGUCUUGACUUUUGCUCAUCUCGCUGAGUGCCGCCGGACAAUGGAACCUCACUCUCGUCUAUCUCAGUUCAACGUCAGGCAGCCAAAGGCGGGACCAGCAUUCUCCAACCUACGCUAUAUGGAGUCGCAGCAAAAGCCGACCGACCCUCUGGAGAACUUCAAAAAGCGCCCAGACGGACCGUCGCGGAGGUCCUCUUCAUCCUCUUCAUCUUCCCUCUACGUCUCAAGACCUAUCGCCACAAACUCUCGGGUCAAGCAAGGUGAACAGUAUAGGCAGCGUGGUUACCUCGUGUUCGUGAACAACGCUUUGCAACAGAAGAAGAAUGGCAACAGCGAUGCGUUUGACGAAUUGGUCGACCAGUUCAACCCAAAGAAGAGCACAGUAGAUGCGUCCUUACCCCUGCCUCAAUUACGAGACUGGAUCCUAGCGUUGUCACACGCCGUCUCUCGACUCGAACGCUGUCACUCCGCUCUUGUAGAAGCCAUCGUAAACAUGCCAUGGACAGUCAUGGACACCAGUUUCGUCAAGUCGUACACCUCCUUCAUCGGCAUGCUUAUUAGUGCACGCCCCGAGUAUCUGUCGCUCGUGCUCGGCAGGAUUGCGCACGGUUUCACCUACCAGUCUGGUCUCACAGCAUUGGACUCGAGGUUACCCUCAACCUCUACCAGUCCUCUCACACGACGGGUUGUGUACGAUCGCAUACACUAUCUGCUGCAACACAUCUACUCUCUAAUUCCCACCUUGCCAUCGACCUUGCACCCCUUGCUAGUGCACAGCUUCCCGCAUAAGCGACAGAGCCAAGCCUCCCAGAUCACGUAUAUUCGCAAUAUCCUCAAAGUAACAGAGUAUUGCCCUGAGCUAGCCGAGGGUGUCUUGGGCACCAUAGUUGAUCGAGCCAUUCAGAUCGAUGUCGAGAUUCAAGUAGAACUUGAAGAACUCGAAGAGAGGCUCGCAGAAGAGGAGCAACAGGGUGUCUUCGAGCUUGACCCGUUUGAUACCAUAGUCGGUCAAGAAGGCGAAGAGUCCGAUGACGAGGAUGACGACGGCGAUGGGGACAAUCUUAGUGAUUUGUCAUCCGACGCGGGAGGCGAGGUGGAUGACGAAGCGCACCCGGUCGAAGAUGUGCCGACUAACUUCAAGCACGUCCAAGACAUGGUGGAUAAGCUCGACGCUAUCCUGAAGAAUCUGUUCGACCACUUCAACCAAGUACACGCCGAAACACCCACACUUCACCUCUCCACGCCUGGAACACCAUCAUCUCGCUCCGACUCGCCAUUAACCCCUUUUGAACCCAUCCGUCCCCUAUCACCCACGAUUCUCGAAGAAGGCCGCUUAUUGCGACGUCAACAGUUCCACAUGCUCUUAGCCAUCUUCGACCGCACCAUCCUCCGCACUUUCAAGUCACGCUACACACAGUUCCUCGUCUUCUGGUAUUCUUCCCUCGAUCCCGAGUUCAGCGACCUCUUUCAGGGCAUGUUGGUCUCGAAAUCGCUGUUGGAGGAGGAUCAACCCGCAGUGACCCGAGCUGCCGCUGCGAGCUACAUCGCGAGUUUCGUCAGUCGGGCCCAGUUCGUCGACCGGGAGAGCGCUCGCAGAGUGGUCGCGUGCCUAUGCAACUUCCUGCGAAGUAGACUCGAUAUCUUCGAUGCGGUUAACACUGCAGGCGCCGUUCCGCCGAGCAUGGCACAUCAUAGCAUAUUCUACGCUGUGGUGCAGGCUGUGUUCUUAAUCUUUUGUUUCCGUUGGAGGGACCUCCUCGAGGACCAGGAAGAUGUGGAUGAGUUCACAGCUGCGAGCGCUCCUGCCAAGAAGUGGAUGGCAGAGCUGGAUGUUAUACAGCGGGUUAUACAGUCAGACCUCAAUCCCCUUAAGGUCUGCUCUUCAAACGUCGUAAUGCAGUUCGCCCGUGUCGCGCACGCUACGGACUUCAUCUACUGCUAUACUAUCAUGGAGUCGAAUCGACGGUCCGACUACGCGCCUCAGCCUCCCACUCCUGGAGGUAACAUCCUUCAGAAUGCGAAGCGUUCCGCGAUCCAUCCCUCCAUGCUCGGACACUCGAUGACCGCAGAGCUCAAUACGUUCUUCCCAUUCGACCCCUACAAGCUUCCGCGCUCUGGGUCAUACAUACAGGGCGUAUAUCGGGAGUGGUCGUCUGUGGCAAUCGAUGACGAUGAAGACGAAGAUGACGAAGAUGACGAGCACGGCGACGACGAGGAAGAUGACGAGGUGGUCGACGGCCCUGGAGUCGAUGGUAUCCUGAUGACAGGCGGGAAGGCUGCUGAUGGGGAGGACGAGGCAGAUGGGUUGGGAGAGUCUUUCGGUGGCAUGAGCAUCAGUCCGUACCGGCCAGGGAGUAUGGCCAUGAGCAUAUCGGUGUCGUGAGAGGUCUCAUUUGGUGUUGCUAGUUUGCGUCCGGUUGUCUGUCGACAUUGCUAUAUGCUAUCUGGAUCUCCUCUUCGCGUUAUGUGUCUGAGAAGGAUGUCAGCUUGGCUGCAGCCAAGGGCAACGGUCAUGAC